This is a messenger RNA of Phymastichus coffea, 2239 nucleotides long. RefSeq names its product chitin deacetylase 1 (gene ChLD3). Gene Ontology annotation, molecular function: chitin binding; hydrolase activity, acting on carbon-nitrogen (but not peptide) bonds; protein binding. Gene Ontology annotation, biological process: carbohydrate metabolic process. NCBI's taxonomy places the organism in Eukaryota, Metazoa, Arthropoda, Insecta, Hymenoptera, Eulophidae. The transcript has 10 exons. Bases 186 to 1751 code for a protein of 521 amino acids. Gene Ontology annotation, cellular component: extracellular region. The record is from RefSeq and is a predicted model, not a curated record.
AUGGUUGCGGUGGGAGGCCAGUCAGUUUGAAAGUGCGAGCAGCUGCGCUCGGAACGCGCGAAAACUGCACGCGCGCGCGCGCGCGACUUUCCUUGCUCGCAGACGCGUCGACGACGUCGCGGACACGAGCGCUCCGACGAGAAGGCCGAAUAGAGUGUGCCAGUGCUCAGUGUAGCGCCGCGAUCAUGUCGCGCUCACGCUGCUGCCUGUGCUACUGCUUCCUGCAGCUGGUCGUCGCACUCGCGGGCGAAACGAGCAAAGAGUCCGAGGAGGCGCCUUGUCUGAGCGACAUGCAGUUCUACCGGAACCCAAAGACAGCGGCUCAAGCGUUGUGGACAGCCACGGAAUGCUCCAAGUAUUACCUCUGCCUCGACGACGAGGUGUUCGAAUUCAAGUGCUCGCAGGGCUUGCUGUUCGACGUGGCGCGCCAGAUUUGCGACUUCAAAGCCAACGUCGACAACUGCGACCUGGUCUUGGAGCAAGACUCGACGACGCCGGCGGCCAGGCAGAACGCAAGCUGCGAGGACGGAAGCUUGGCUUGCGCCGACGGUAACUGCCUGUCGUCGGCGCUCUUCUGCGACGGGAAUGCCGACUGCCCCGACAACUCGGACGAAGCGAAUUGCGACGAAACCCAGAUAGACGUGAACGGCGCGUUGCCGUGCAACAGAACCCGAUGCGAGCUGCCAGACUGUUGGUGCUCGGCGGAUGGUACGGAAAUACCAGGCAAUCUCACGGCUCCUGAAAUACCCCAGAUGAUCAUGGUCACGUUCGAGGAUGCCGUUAACCCUGAGAAUUUCGACUACUUUCUGAAGUUGCUCACCGAGGAUAGGAAAAAUCCUAAUGGAUGCCCGAUACACGCUACUUUCUUCAUCAGCCAUCAGUACACAAGUUACAGGGAUAUUCAACACCUGUGGAAUCUUGGUCAUGAAAUUGCCAUACACUCGGUGACGCACAGAGGACCGGAAGAUUGGUGGAUGAAAAACGCAACGGUCGAGGAUUGGUUCGACGAGAUGGUCGGUGAGGCUAAUAUCAUCAAUAGAUUUGCUGGGGUUCGAUUGAACGACAUUAAAGGUCUGAGAGUUCCUUUCCUACGAGUUGGAUGGAAUCGUCAAUUUCUCAUGAUGUCGGAAUUUGGUUUUGUAUACGACUCGAGUAUCAUAGCACCACCUUCGAAUCCACCGAUAUGGCCAUACACCCUUGAUUACCAAGUUCCUUACGGAUGUUCGGCCGUUGGACAGACUUGCCCGACGAAAGCUUACAAAGGGCUUUGGGAAAUUCCACUAAACCCACUGGUUGUCGAGGAUCGAAGUUGUGCAACGCUUGAAGCCUGUUCUUUGAAUCUCACUGACGACGAUAUUUACGGAGCACUGAUGAACAACUUCAAAAUGCAUUACUCAAGUAACCGAGCACCGUUGGGAUUACAUUUCCAAGCCUCGUGGAUCCAAUCGCCUACCAAUUUUCUCGCUCUGUCGAAAUUCAUCGACGACGUUCUACGGUUUCCUGACGCCUAUUUUGUUACAAAUCAACAAGUGCUUGAAUGGAUGAGAAAUCCAACGAGCCUUGACAAACUGCGUGCUUUCAAGCCAUGGCUAUGCUUCGAUAAAAAAUUCGACGCCUACGAAAUCGUCUGCGAUGAACCAAACUCGUGCAAGUUGCCAAGUAAGGUGUUGACAACUCACAGGUAUCUGACUACCUGCUUCGAUUGUCCCAAACAAUAUCCUUGGCUGCGCAACGAGUUUGGAAACGAUUAAGUCGUAAAUAACUAAUAAAUUGUUUUUUUUGUUGACCAUUAUACAAAUUUUUAAAUACAUUUUAUACUACUUUUAACUAGUGUGAUUAUACAUUGAUAGUAUUAAAUUGACUGAAUGUUUUAUAUUUAGAUGUAGAAACACUACUGUUGAUUGAGUAUCGACUAUCUAUUAUCAAAUGUAAAAAAACAAAAAUUUCAGCGAUGCAGAUCUAACAAUUUAACUAAUAGAAAAAUAAACUAUUCUGUUUUAGUAUUAAUAUUUUUACUAAUGAAUUUUAAUAUCUUAUUUUUCUUAGUGUAUUUAUAUACAUUUUUCUCGAGCAAUUCUUCCAUAAUUAAAUAUAGAUAUAAAAAAAUGUUGAUGAAGGUCAGAAAAAGAAUGUCACUUAAUACAAAUCUCCCCUUUAAUAACAAAUGGAUUUGGAAUGGGCUCUACACUGUUAAUUGAACAGAUGAGAACUGACGUUGGUCCACAUUUCUCAAGUCCAA